Brienomyrus brachyistius is the source of this 7309-nucleotide messenger RNA. It is a transcript of the gene agap3, whose product is annotated as ArfGAP with GTPase domain, ankyrin repeat and PH domain 3. Gene Ontology annotation, cellular component: nucleus. Gene Ontology annotation, molecular function: protein binding; GTPase activator activity; GTP binding. NCBI's taxonomy places the organism in Eukaryota, Metazoa, Chordata, Actinopteri, Osteoglossiformes, Mormyridae. The record is from RefSeq and is a predicted model, not a curated record.
UUUUUUUGCCCUUCCAGGAAUGCUAUUUUGUUUUGUAAACAACUUGAGAAGUUCCCUAAACGCAAGUUGCGGUAACUCGAGGCUUCGUUCGGAUACCGGAGGCUGCUUUCGAAAAGGGCAGUGAGGCGCACCUAAAAUCUGUGCAUGGGGGGGAAGGUGUGUAGGUGAGACUCGGAAACACAUUUAGUAGAAGACAUCUGUCAUGGGAGUCUGAGGGUGAAAGGAUCGUACUUCAUUUUGGAAUGUAGCCCUUUGAAAGACUCUGAGAAGAGACAGAAGCUGUGUGUGUGUAUAUCUUGUGGGUCUUUCUGGGUUUUUUUCUGCCUAGUUAAAACCAUGCUGGUACUGAGUGGUGGACUUACAGACAUUAGUUCCCAUGGUCUUGAGGCUCUGCACAUAGACCGAACGGUAUACCGAGUAAUCCCUAACAGGACGGAGCGAGGCAGCCUGCGUGGGGCGGGGCCUACCUCAGAUCACUACCACCCUGCAGCCCAGGGCUGGGUGUCUUCUGAGAACCGACCAGGAGAAGACGAGGGAGAGCCUGGAGAGAGCCUUGGGCAGGGGCGGACCUCUCCGGCGCUCCCUGGUAGUCCCACUCCAAGCUGCAGAGGCGGGACCGAGAGGGAGCCGGGGAAAAUGAGGAUGGACCGGUUGCUCGGGAAGCUGAGUAAUAGCUGCACGGUGAAACACUCUCGGGCAGUCUGGAAGCGAGCGGCAGAAGCUCCAGCACUCCAGCAGCUCGGGGAACUGGAGGAGGAGGUUAAUGCUUUGAGCCCCAGCGCUGCCGUCCCUCAGGAAGAUGGCUCUCUGCGCUGCGGCCCCCCCUCCCCGCCGGUGGUGUUGCGAAGACCCCCGCGCGAGCGUCAUGCCGGUGCCCGGAGGGUGGUGAGCAUGUAUGGCUUCCAGGACAAGUCGGAACCAGCUGCGCGGAGCACUCAGGCCCAGGGGAGGAGGCCCAGGAGUGCAUGUCUGCUGCCAGGCCUUGGCGGGGAUUCCCUUGCCGAUGGCCUACAGCAACAGAGGCCCAGGAAAGCAGAGAUCAGGCCCAGCGAUGAAUUGAAGGUGGAGUCUCCUCCGCAGUCACCUCCAGUGGUGCAACCCAGGUCCCGACAUCAGAUUCGGAAACCAAGGCCCGUCAGCAUGACUGUGCUGGAGCUCAAGAAGUUCGACCGGCAUGAUAACUUCGGCCGUGAUGGUGGGGGCACCUCCAGCGACGGCACCGGCCUGCUCAAGGGGGGCUUUCGCUGGAGGCUCUUCGGCAGGCCAGCUCGUGAUACCGACAACUUCUCUCGUGAGGGGAGUAAGCCGGAUGGCUCUCGGCGCUCAUUCGCAUCCCUCCGCCGAACCCUCAGCUUUCGCAUCCGGAAAGGCCGUGACCACGAUGACCAGGGCGAACCGGCUCAGGCUAAAAACGACGGGGAUUACACCUCUGGCCGUCCGUUCUCCUACCUCACGGGCAGAACUUUGUCGGUCCGGCAGAUUCAUGAGGCGGAUGCUGGGAUACGGCAUUUGGAGUACCAGAGUAAGGGAAAGGGCAAGGGGAUGGAGGUCCCCAUGUUCUCGUCUAAGCUCCCUCGACCCAUUCAGGAAGAGCCGAGCUUUUGGCAGCUGCUUAUUGCACGCUUUAAGAAAAAACAACCAACACCUGAACUCGCCUCUCAAAGCCGGGAACUUGGCAUAGAUGCUCCAAACUCAAAGCCACUGACUGAUACUACAGAAACACCCCCUAGUGUGAAAACUGAAGGUCAAGACUCCUUCGUCAACAGCCAGGAGUGGACGCUCAGUCGAUCGGUGCCAGAACUCAAAGUGGGCAUUGUGGGUAACCUGUCGAGUGGGAAGUCGGCCUUGGUGCACCGGUACCUGACAGGCACCUAUGUCCAGGAGGAGUCCCCAGAAGGAGGACGGUUCAAGAAGGAGAUUGUCGUGGAUGGACAGAGCUACCUGCUCCUCAUAAGAGAUGAAGGCGGACCUCCUGAGCUGCAGUUUGCAGCCUGGGUGGACGCUGUGGUCUUCGUCUUCAGCCUGGAGGAUGAGAUCAGCUUUCAGACGGUUUACAACUACUUCCUGCGGCUGUCCAGCUACAGGAACACAGCUGACGUGCCUAUGGUCCUGGUGGGCACACAAGAUGCCAUCAGCGCGACGAAUCCCAGGGUCAUCGAUGACUCGCGAGCCCGGAAGCUCUCCAACGACCUGAAGCGCUCCACAUAUUACGAGACCUGCUCGACCUACGGCCUCAAUGUGGAAAGAGUCUUUCAGGAUGUGGCCCAGAAGGUGGUGGCCCUGAGGAAAAAGCAGCAGCUGUCGAUCGGACCCUGCAAGUCGUUGCCCAACUCCCCGAGUCAUUCGUCUGUCCCUGCGGCCUCCAUCCCAGCCGUGCACAUCAAUCAGGCAGCAAAUGGCGGAGGUGCCUUCAACGACUACUCCUCCUCCGUCCCCUCCACCCCUAGCAUCAGCCAACGCAUCGAGACAGUGGCCGCAUCCAACACGCCCACGCCAAUCCGCAAGCAGUCCAAACGCCGCUCCAACAUCUUCACAGUAAGUAUGCGUCAGCUGAUGCAGGGCACGUCCCCACCCCUGUGCCUCUUCCUCUCCUUCCUCCUCACGCCUCCCCAGCUUCACCCCAGCUUCCCCCAGAGCUGCCCCCCGGAUUUGCUGAUUCAUCCGCAGCUCGGUAUAACGGCGCACCGUAGUCCCCCGGCGAUGCUUCUCACCAGCGCCGCGCUCCUAACGCCUUCUGUGCAUCUGUCCGCCGCAGAGCAAGAGGAGUCCUUCGAGUUCGUCAUCGUGUCGCUGACGGGCCAGAUGUGGCACUUUGAGGCGUCGACGUACGAGGAGCGCGACCUGUGGGUGCAGGCCAUCGAGAGCCAGAUCUUCGCCAGCCUGCAGUCCUGCGAGAGUAGCAAGAACAAGUCACGCCUUGGCAGCCAGAGUGACGCCGUGGCCAUCCAGUCCAUCCGGAACGUGCGAGGGAACAGCUUCUGCGUGGACUGCGAUGCCUCCAAUCCCGACUGGGCCAGCCUCAACCUAGGUGCGCUCAUUUGCAUCGAGUGCUCGGGGAUCCACCGUAACCUGGGCACGCACCUGUCCCGCGUGCGCUCGCUGGACCUGGACGACUGGCCCGUGGAGCUCAGCAUGGUGAUGACGGCCAUUGGCAACGCCAUGGCCAACGGCGUGUGGGAAGGUGCACUGGACAGCUACACCAAGCCGGCUGUUGACAGCAGCAGGGAGGAGAAGGAGCGCUGGAUCCGGGCAAAGUACGAGCAGAAACUGUUCUUGCUACCGCUGCCGCCGUCGGACGUGCCGCUGGGUCAGCAGCUGCUGCGCGCCGUGGUUGAGGACGACCUCCGCAUGGUGGUGCUGCUGCUGGCUCACGGCACCAAGGAGGAGGUCAACGAGACGUACGGAGACGGCGACGGGCGCACCGCCCUGCACCUGGCCUGCGCCAUGGCCAACGUGGUGGUCACGCAGCUGCUCGUCUGGUACGGCGUGGAUGUGAAAAGCCGCGAUGCCCGGGGAAUGACGCCGCUGGCCUACGCGCGACGGUCGGGCAGCCAGGAGUGUGCCGAAAUCCUGCUCCAGCACGGCUGCCCCAACGACAGCAACAUGCCCACGCCCACCACUGCCCGCCGCGGCACCAACCCCAACGCCAACAACAAUAAUGCCCAGGGCGAGCUGAGCCGCAGCGCUAGCGCCAUCUAGUGGCGGGGAGGACUGACUGCCUCCAUGUGCAUCUCAUACUUUUGCUUCUCCUGUAGCCCUCACCCUCUAUGCCCACGACGACUUCACCUGAGUGACCCGGGGCCUCCAGUGGCCACAGGAAGAGAACAAGGAUAAUCCAGUGCCGCGGUCACUUUUUUUAUGGGGGGUGUGGGAGGUUCUUUUAACCUACUAACAGGAAUCUAGUGCGGGAGCCUUGGAGCAGAGCAGCGUCGACGGGGAAGCAGUCUGCAGUGACACUGACUUGAGCAUAUUUCUGGAAAUUACCGCAGCUUUGGAAAUAAUGUGGUUGUCUUUGGUGUGGAUGUUAUUAUUAUAGUUAUUAUAAUACUUAUAAUUAUUGUUAAAAUUAGCGAGUUUCAUUGUAGGGUUUUUUAAUUGUUUGGUUUUUCAACAGGUUUACAUUGGAUUUCCUUUAAUGAAACCGGGAUCUUGCCAGUUUCAUGCCAAAAGUUGGUAUUUCAUUUUUAUGGCAAAAAAAUUUGAGGCUUUGAAAAAUCACAACAAAAACGUCAAAAGAACAAAUAUACAUUUAACCCGAUUCGAUCAAACUGAUAUGCCCUUUGACCUAUUGGCAUAUAAGAUAAAAAUGUAGUGAUCGCUAAGACUGCAGAUGUAAGAAAAAAAUUGUGCUUAAAAUGAACGUUUCACGAAUAAGAACCAUUACACCAAAGUUAAAAGCAGAGGGCUUGAUGGGGUUGAGUUAUUUCAUCAAGUUUUUCUGCAUAAGAUGGUCUUCCCCCCCCUGGUCAGUACUGGGAGACAAAUGGAUAGAUUCACCCAUCUGGCCGAGGCGAGAGUUUUAGUCGAGCAGCUGCCGGUCAGUUCUCGUUUGAUCAGAUGCUUUCCCCCGUUGAGAUUCCUUAAUUAUCGGUUCCUGCCUUCAGAACCAGGCCUCUUCCCAUAAGGCUUUGCUGCUGUGACACGGAGCCGCCCCCUGUGGCAGACACGUGUCCCCACCACGAUACAGGGGAGCCGACCGAUAUCUCCAUGGCAGGUGCCCAGGCCUCCUACUGUGCUUUGUGGUGUGACGUGCAGGUACAGGGAACAGGGACCAGAUUUCCUUGUUUAGCCCCCCCAUCCUGCUCGUGGCCCCCGAUUACACACCUUUUCGUGUCUCAGGCAUACCUCCUCUUCUUGUAGCCUUAAUGAUCCUCCGCUGCUCCUCAGUGGAGGCGCUGCAAACCUUGAGCUUGUGUUAUCCUGGGGGAAGCUGCCCUGCCCAGUGUUUGAAGUCACUAUUGCAGCAGCUGCCAGGCGAUGGGUGGGGGAUGGGGGGGCGUUUAUUUAUUUGUUUCAAGUCGUUGGCAGUGCCCUUUGUUAUUGGCACGCAUUGAAGUUGGUGUGUAAUAGCCCUGCUGGUUCAAAGGGGGGGAAAAAUGACUAACUUGUGUGGAAUGGUUGUGGCAAAGGACAGUGUUUGUUCCUGGUUCCUUACAAGAAAUGUGGCCUCUUUGACUCCCACCCAAAUGGCAGCGCGUGAUUGGCAGAUCGGCUUCCGGGGCCUGGCCCUGUUCUCUUGGCUCUUGGACGGAUAUCAGUACCUCUGGAUUCCUGACCCAUUAGUUACAGCAUCAUUUGGGCUGUUGCCUUCCUGUAGCUGGAUUUUGAACAUCUUUGCCGGCUAUUGCUAAUAUAACAAGCCAUCUUUUUCCAAAGUUUGUGUUCUCGGUUUUCGAAAAGGCUUACGACCAAGGGCUUCACGGGGACAAUCUCCUCUUCUGUGAAUGACAUCACUGUCGUUGGCCUAGCAGUGCUGCCUUGUGUAUGAAAGGGUUUAGUUGCUGACAAUUGACUGAUGAUGCCGGAUUUCAAAUGGUAUUUUGUUUGAGUUGCAUUUUUGAAAAUGCUUUUAAAAUCGCCAUUGCUCUGUCUCUUGUUUGACCCUAAAAUCACGGCUGUUUUCGCUGCUCGUGUCCUACUCCAUAGUCAUACAGUCCUGGAUCAAAAUUGUUCUUCAGCACUGCUCUGAGAUCAGUCUGCUUUGUGCUAGCUGUGGAACUGUUUAGCGUAUUCCUCUCUUUUGGCUUUCUGAAUCCUCUCUGCCACUGUGGUACCUGGAAGCCCCCCCCCCUAAUCACAACAUAUACUAUGGGCUGUAAUUCCACUUCCUGUUCUUUCUGCCUGUGGAUCCAUGCACUAGACCACCUAUAUACGCUGCCGCUGUGACCUGUGGUAUCGCUGCUUGUGUGGAUGGUGCAUCUCCUGACCUGAACAGUUCUAUGUGAGGAUCUGAGUGAAGGAUAUUCAAAUGUAAUGUGUACAGUUUCUUUGAAUAAAUGAUGGGGGAUGGGGAAUUUGUUAGUGUACAGAAAUGUGUAAAAAGUAGCUUUUCCUAUUUUGGCUGACAUUUUAGUCCAUAACGUCGUGGAUUUACUCUAGACUUGCUUCGGAACGUAGUCCAUCUUUGUGUCGCAAAGUAGAAGUCAGAUUUUGCUUAAUGACCUCCUGUGAUUCUCUGGGUGGCUGCUCCCCCACCCAUCCCCCUCGCCCCCCCACAGAAAUACGUCAUACUUUUUGGAGAAUCUCCCCCCUGAAAUUCCUCUCGAGUUUACAGUUGCGAGGGCACCAACUGGCGAAAAGGAGAAGAAGGGUGAGGUUCUUCAGAGUUGGGCCUGGCUUGUCAUUUGAGAAGAACCAACAUCAGCUGCUCGGGAAAGCUGAACCCUUUUUCGGUAGGAAGUACCAUCGUGAAGGUGCCUGUUAGAAGGUUUUUUGGAGAAGUGUGGUGACACAACCAUUUUAAGACCUCAACUGUGUAUAUCAGAGCCUCCUGAACAACCCAGAGGUUCAAAAGCAAGUCUGUUGGUUGGGUAGUUUUGUAGUCUGAGCUAAAGAUGUAUAAAUGUAUCAGUAUUUUAGGGGGUCCACUUUCGGUUCUCCCCUUGCAUCUUUGCGUUAACAAUGCGUUGCCUGGUUUUUAAAACCAUAACAAUGCAACUAUUCCCAAAGAAAAUAGUGUAUAGACAGAAUAUGUAGGUAGACUUUACAAGAUAGACACAUGGAGAGUGAAUCUUGUCGGUGCGUCCCCUCUCUUUGAGUGUAGCGGUGAUUGAAAACUGCUGAAGUAUUUUUUUUUCCCAUCAUUGUUAUGUUUUUAUAUGUAUUUGAGGUAGAAGAAUCAUUAAAGGGAUACCAAUGUUAUGAUGAUACCAUGGGCCCAGAAUCUGGAACUUGUUUGGGCAGGGCAUGUGCCAAUCGAAAAAGUCAACCAAUAAGCUUUCAGAUGUUCCCUCCCCCUCUCUCACGUUGUAACUGUAUGCCCACUGUGUACAAUACAGUUGAAUUGAUGUUGCAUUCCCCGUCAUUAUUUUCUAAAUGUAUUUAAGGUACUACGGUUCUCAAUGUGCACACAUUGUCUAACCAUGUGAGCUACUUUGUGUAUAAUAAUGUAUAUUUGACAUAUUUAUAUUGCAGUAUGUAAAUAUUGUUUUUUUAAUUUUUUUCUCCCCUUUUGCGUUUGAGAACAUGAAUCAAAAUGCAAAAACUGAAAAAAAAAAACUAAUAACCUGCUGUGUGCUUGGACGACUGUUGAUACAUUAAUAAAUGCUCAAAUAAAAUGAUGUAGCCUCCCUGAAUGGGGAAUAUAAGA